UUGUCGAUUUCUCCACAGGGUUCAGAUAAGAAGAAGUUCCGCAAGGCCAAAUUUUCAAAAGCAGAAGAUAUGUUAUUAAAAGAAUUAGUCAUGGCUAAUGGAACAAACAAAUGGUCUUUUAUUGCUUCUAGGUUUACUAAUAGAAAUGUUAGGCAAGUCAAGGAGCGAUGGGAGUACUACCUUAGCCCAAGUGUUAAUAAUGGACCGUGGACAGCUCAGGAAGAUAAACUACUAUUAGAGAAAUACCAUGAACUUGGAUCUAAAUGGACAGCUAUUUCUCAUUUCUUCGUCGGAAGAACUAACACAUGCUGCAAAAAUCGAUUUCUUGCGAUGAAGCGCGCAACAGAAAAAGAACAAACUAGCUCAUCCUGCGUAUCAUCCCCAUGCGCAGAACCACUUCCUACUUCUGAGGAGGAAGUUUAUCACCAGGUUGAUAGUUCAUUCGUUGAUGCUUUUAAUGAUGAUAUUUCUAGUGAUUUAUUAUCUUUCGAAUCAGCAUUUUCUAAUGCUGAUUUUUGUCUUUGGUAA
Molecule: messenger RNA, 528 nt
Organism: Trichomonas vaginalis G3
Lineage: Eukaryota; Parabasalia; Trichomonadida; Trichomonadidae
Product: RNA polymerase II transcription regulator recruiting protein
Exons: 1
Biological process (GO): regulation of DNA-templated transcription
Cellular component (GO): nucleus
Molecular function (GO): DNA-binding transcription factor activity, RNA polymerase II-specific; RNA polymerase II cis-regulatory region sequence-specific DNA binding
Source: RefSeq, a predicted model, not a curated record